AUGUACUAUAUCCUCUACCUGACCAGCCUCUGUCGUCGCCGCAACUGGCCCGAACCAAUCUACAAUGCCUAUAUAAGCAACAGCGGAUACACAUGCACUGUACGCGUCAACAAUCGUGAGUACCGAACAGACAGUAUCUGCAGCAAUGAGACGCUGGCCCGGGAGAGCGCCGCUAUGCGUGCCUACCUCAUCUGCCGCAACUUUUCCGUCAACGACGGCAUGUACCCGGCGGGCCAUGAACAUGGCGGAGCCAUGCAGGGGCUGCGUGUUGCCAUUGGUGCAGGACGGAAGAUUGCUCGUGAGGAUGAUGUGCUUUCUUUAGGGUCUGGUGCAUUCAACAAGAUCUACAACGUCAGCAUAGAUAAUGAACCAUUUAUCGUGCGAGUCUCAUUGCCCGUCGAUCCACGUUACAAAUUAACGAGCGAAGUGGCAACAAUGGAUUGGGUGCGCCAUGUCACAAGUCUCCCAAUCCCUAGAAUUAUCGCCUACCAACCAUCCCGAGACAACCCCAUUGGAUUUGAAUGGAUGCUCAUGACCAAAAUGCCUGGAAAACCCUUCGGUGAAAUCUGGAAAUCUCUUUCCUUUGCUAUGAAAGCAUGCCUGAUCAGGGAGCUUGCGGCAAGCUCCGCUUGCCUUUUUCGAAAUCAACUACGCGGAAUCGGAAAUAUCUAUGGGGAGACAUCUGUCGUUGAUAAUUCAACACCGAGCGAGCAAAUUCUGCCCCCCAGAGAGCUGAUAAAUACCAAAAUAUCAGUUCCGGCAAAGGGAUCCGCCCCAAAUGCUGGUAGCUCGCCUACGACAAAGAACUCGGGAGCUCUUCUAUUCAAUCCGCCAGACAACGGUUCUCCAGCAGGGGCUUUGCCUGAUGUAGGCCGGAUUGUUUCUAUGCUAUUUUUCUGGGAUUCACAUAUCCACCAAGAUAUCCCCCGAGGCCCAUUCCGCUCAAGUAAGGACUGGAUCACAGCUCGCCUUUCAUUCAAUGAAAAUGACUGUCAUUCGGCUUUGAAUAAGCACUCAGCCGGAGACCUUGAUAGCGACGCUGAAGACGAAGUGGAUGUUGCUAAGAGGACACUGAAAAUAAUCGAUAACCUCAAAUCCCUUCUUCCGCUGGUCUUCCCCACCGAUGAUGAUGAUGAUUCAGAACCGUCAAUGAUAUUCCAUACCGACCUCUCACGACAUAAUAUCCUCGUCGACGAAAACGGGAAGAUGACCGGCGUCCUAGACUGGGAGUGCGUUUCAGCGGUGCCUUUAUGGAAAGCCUGCUCCUAUCCUUCAUUUUUAGAGGAGCGACCACGACGCUUAGAGCCUAAAACCGAGGAAUAUGCACCCGAAGAUACGGGAGAACCCAGUGAGGUGUACUUUGAGCACCUAUGGCAGUAUGAGGCCACUCUAUUACGCGAUAUAUUCAUAGAUGAGAUGAGAAAACUAGACCCGGGAUGGGUGGAAGUUUUUGAUAAGAGCCAGGUUAAAAGAGACUUUGACUAUGCGGCGGCUUAUUGUGACAGUUGGAUCUCCGCCCGUGAUAUCGAAGCAUGGAUCGGAGACAUCACCACUGAUAUGAACAAUGCGCGCAGCUUGGGCGAUAGGAUCUGGUCAUAG
Penicillium roqueforti is the source of this 1599-nucleotide messenger RNA. RefSeq lists its product as uncharacterized. Lineage: Eukaryota; Fungi; Ascomycota; Eurotiomycetes; Eurotiales; Aspergillaceae. The record is from RefSeq and is a predicted model, not a curated record. Bases 1 to 1599 code for a protein of 532 amino acids. The transcript is spliced from 3 exons.